Messenger RNA from Brassica oleracea var. oleracea, 1434 nucleotides. RefSeq lists its product as uncharacterized. The record is from RefSeq and is a predicted model, not a curated record. The transcript is spliced from 5 exons. Bases 185 to 1081 code for a protein of 298 amino acids. Lineage: Eukaryota; Viridiplantae; Streptophyta; Magnoliopsida; Brassicales; Brassicaceae.
UAGCAACAAUUGACAGGUGAAAUUGUCGUAACGCCUUCUGCUAAAGCUGUCUUCUUCUUCCUUCUUUAUAUAUCUCUCUUUCGCACAAGCUUCUCUCUCUUCUCUUCUCUUUGUGCUUGCUUUCCUCUGUUUCUCUCUCUGUUCUGUUUGUAUCUACCCAAAGAUUUUCCACAAGAAUCAUCAGAUGGAAUACACUGAACUACAAGACAUAGAUUUCUUUAGCUCUUUUUCUGAGCACACAACCCCAACUUUCUUCACUCCAACCACAAGCUCCCUCCGAUCCGACUCGGACCCGGAUUCACCAAAGCCACAAAACGAGGAUGAAGACGAGUACGUCGCCGAGUUGACUCGUCAGAUGACUAACUAUAUGCUUCAGGACGAUGAAAAGCAUCAGAAGUCUUGUGGUGGUGGCUCUGGCUCUGGCUCGCCGCAGUCGACUCUUUGGUCACCAUUCGCCUCAGGUUAUAGCAGCCCUGUCGGUCCUUCCCGAGAACCAUCACCUCCUUUAACUCCGGCCGUGCAAGCGACGGUGGAAAAGAGUCCUGUUAUAAUUCCUUUUCAAUCAAAACAAGCUCUCAUCGAUGAACAGAUCCGAUCUGUUCAAGCUAACUUCCGGAAGAUCAAAAAGGAGAAACACAAGGAACGCAAGGAUGAUGCAUUAAGACACAAAGAAAGAAGCUACCACAACCUACAGAGACCAAAGUCCGCCGUGAAGGCGGUGUUCGUUGACGGUUUGGGUUCGAGAGCCGGGUCUGGUGGAACUGGAGUGUUCUUGCCACGCAGUCAUGGUACUGUUGUGGAGUCUCGCAAGAAAUCAGGAUGUUCAACAGUAAUAAUACCAGCAAGAGUAGUGGAAGCCUUGAAAAUUCACUUUGACAAAUUGGGUGUUCCUUCUACAUUAUCUUCUGAUAUCCCUCCCUUUCAUGAUGCUUUGUUGGUGUCCGUAAAGAACAAAAACAACAACAUUCACAAAAGUAGUUCAUCAACCCGGGCAGAGAGUGGGCCUCCGCACAUGGCGGAGACGUCGGCCGAGAGACACCAAGAACCGCUGGCAGAUUUGCCACAUGAAUGGACGUACUGAUCGAACAUUGGAAUGCUAUUGGUUGCUGAAACUAUAGGUUUUCAAAAGGUAGUGUUUUUGGAUUGAAUAUUUUAUAGUGGUCAGAAUGUGUGACAAAUUUUAAAAUCAUCAUUUUUAUAUAGAUUUUAGAAGGGAGAGAAUUUGUUAUUUUUUAUUGGUGGUUCCUUAAGAUGGUUCUAGUAAAAUCAGUAAGUCUUCUGAUAAAAGAACAAUCAAAUAUGCAUAUAUGUGUUCAUAUAAUAUGCAUGUCUAUUGUAAUAUGCAUAUAUGUGUUCGUAUAUAUUGCGUGUCUAUUGUAAUAAAAAGGGACGGGUUGUUUUUUUUUAAUGCAAGAUUCCUUGUAAUAAAAGCAU